UACAUUUACUGUCAUAGCACUCACCGUUGCUUAUGCUUCUCUCAUAACCCCAGCCCCCCCUCUUAUUCUGGACGGUGACUCGAGGGAAUAUCUGUGGAUAUUAUACCGACAUGGCGUCUCUCGCCCCUUCCGACCAGCACGUCUGGAAGAAUGUCAUGGCCGCAAAGAACAGUAGUAUGACCCAAGCCCAGAUAGAGGCCUCCCUCCCAAGGCUCGGUAAAAAGCAUGUGAUCAGCAGCAUCAUCACUCUUCUCCGACUGCAACUCUUGACGGAGGAACAGAAGGAUGGCACAAGCAUCUAUCAUGCCUCGUCUCCGGACGAUGCGAAGAAGAAGACCAUCUUGACCGACCAACAAAAAGUCGUCCUCAACGUGAUCAAAAGCGCCGGUAACCGAGGUAUCAGCCAAGUAACCAUACGUAAUCAGAUCGGGCGUGAAGCCAUGCCCGUGGUAACUUUGCGUAAAACUUUGGAUCAGCUGGAAAAAGAUGGGCAUGUCAAAACUUUCAAAGGAAUCAGCGCGCCGACACUAGCCUUGUAUAUACUGCCCCAUCUAACACCUCCCGAGGACAUUGCUGGGGGAGUCUGGUUUGACCAGACCAAAGAUUAUGACGCGGAGCUCGUCAGAGUGAUUUGCGAGUUACUAUUCAAACGAGUCGAAAGUCUUACAUUUCCCAACCCAUCAAACCGGAGCGAGGAACAGCGAGCACUGGUGCCAGAUCCUAUCAACCCCACAUCUCGAUUAGGCAACCUUCCUAGCCCGCACGCUCUCUUGGCAUACGUUCAGAAAUCCAGAGUCACCACCGCCGAGUUACAAGUCAAGCAUGUCAUGGAGUGUAUGCGUGCUCUGGAGCUGGACGGGCUGGUGGAGGUCGUCAAGCCCUUGUCUGGCGUGCAACCGCCUAGCGACGAUGAGGAAGAUCAAGACGAUGUUGAGCGACCUGAAGCAAGGAAGUCGCGGGCGGCGAGUGACGAGGAGGAAGACGAAGGAGCGGCGGCUAAACGACGAGCCAAGGAUCGAGAGAAGCAGAAGGAGAUGCUCAAGUCACUGAAGAAAAAGGAGCGAAAGAAAAAGGUCGAUGAGAAACAGCAACGUAAGCGAAAACGAAGAAAAGAAAAAGAGAAGAAGAAGAAGCGUCGGCGGAAAGAGGACUCGGAUAGUGACGAGAGUAGUUCGGAGAGUGGGAACAGCGACAAAUCAAGCGUCAACAGUGACAGUGGUAGUGAACCACUGAGAGAAAUUGAUGAGGUGGAAACGAGCCGUCGUAAAAAGUCGAAAAAGUCGAAAUCGUCCCGGAGAUCGAGAUCCAAGUCCAAACGUAGACACCAAUCCAAAUCGUCCAAGUCAAAACGCAAACGACGAUAUUCCUCUUCAGAAUCAGAGGAUUCAGAAUCCGAUUCCGAUUCCGAUUCCGACCCAUCCAGCUCGGACGUUUCCUCAGUGGAUUCGGAUGAGCUAGACGAUUACAACUUUAAGAAGAGAUCGCGCAAUAAUCACGCUAUGAACACCGGUGCCAUCGAAGCCGCUGCGCUAAGAGCGGGUACUCUGCGAGAUCUGUCCGAUACGGCCGUCGUCUAUCGUGCUACAAAACGACUCACUGUACCGCUCGGUCAGACCCAAGUGCCUUGUGGGAACUGUCCUCAAUUUGCGUUGUGUGAAGAUGAUGGUCCGGUCAACGCGAGAGAAUGCGAGUAUUAUGAUGAUUGGUUGCUGGAUCGGAAAGGAGGCUGGGAGAAGGGUUAUAUUGGGAAUGUUUUGAUUAACGGACAUGAACUGGGGGAUGAAGAAGAGAAGAUCGUGGAGAUUGAGAAUGGAGAGGAAGAAGAGGAUAUUCUGCUCAAAAUUGCGGAACAAGACAAUUGA
Messenger RNA from Tremella mesenterica DSM 1558, 1862 nucleotides. RefSeq lists its product as uncharacterized. The coding region runs from base 111 to 1862 and encodes 583 amino acids. The transcript is spliced from 7 exons. The record is from RefSeq and is a predicted model, not a curated record. Gene Ontology annotation, biological process: transcription by RNA polymerase III. Gene Ontology annotation, cellular component: RNA polymerase III complex. Lineage: Eukaryota; Fungi; Basidiomycota; Tremellomycetes; Tremellales; Tremellaceae.